Messenger RNA from Olea europaea var. sylvestris, 1009 nucleotides. Its product is annotated as (+)-neomenthol dehydrogenase-like. The coding region runs from base 281 to 703 and encodes 140 amino acids. The transcript is spliced from 3 exons. The record is from RefSeq and is a predicted model, not a curated record. NCBI's taxonomy places the organism in Eukaryota, Viridiplantae, Streptophyta, Magnoliopsida, Lamiales, Oleaceae. Gene Ontology annotation, cellular component: membrane.
UGGAAAAAAGAAAAGGGCAUCUCUAUAUCUAACAUUAUCCCGAAGGAGAGGCUAUCAAACGAUGGGCCAUCAAAUUAAUAUAUAUGAAUAUGGCCCAGAUUUGUGAAAGAAAUCCCUAAUUUACAUUAGCUUUUCCAAAUGAAACACUAUCCAUCAAAUUGAUGACAAAAUCUUCUUCGAUCCCUUUCACUAGAUACAAAGGUACCCCAUAACCUUGUUUGUUUGAAUCAGACAUAAAGUAGCAAGUGAGAAGCCCAGCAGCAGUCAAAGAUUUGCAGCUAUGGAAGUUGAUCCAGUGCCGGCCCCUAUAAGAUAUGCACUAGUUACCGGUGCGAACAAGGGCAUUGGGUUGGAGACUGUCCGGCAGCUUGCACUCGCAGGCUUGACCGUUGUUCUUACAGCCCGAGACGAGAACCGGGGUAGAGCAGCCACAUCACUGCUUCAGGAAUCAGGUUUAUCAAAUGUAGUCUUUCAUCAGCUUGAUGUUCAAGACAGAAAGAGCAUAGAAUCAUUGGCCAACUUCAUAAAAACACAAUUUGGAAGUCUUGAUGUUUUGGUAAACAAUGCUGGAGCUUCUGGAGUUUUAGUUGAUGAAGAUGGCCUCAGGGCCCUAAAUAUAGACCCUGCAACUUGGGUAAGAUUUUAUGGUACUUCAGUCGAUCCAGCUUUGUUAUCGGCCUCCUCCACCUUUCGAAGACUUUGACUUAAAUAAGUGUUUGUUUGGUAGGGAUUUUGUUAAUUGAUUUUUUGACUGUUAGAGAUAAAAUGGGUCUUAUCAGUGAAAGAAGAAUUCAAAAAUGACGGUUGUAAUAGUGAAAUAACGGUCAAAAAAUUGAUUUUAAUUAGAUUUUAAACUGUACCAAAUAUGCUCUAAAUAUGUUACUCUCUAACAAGUUCAGCGUUUAAAUGUGAUUGAUGAACAUAGUAUUGAAGUAGGCAAAUGUUGUGAUUUCAAGUUUCGUUGCUGGCUAAAAACAUUAUGCAUGUGAGACAUUUGAUGAAAAAAUUU